Messenger RNA from Cariama cristata (Red-legged seriema), 1215 nucleotides. RefSeq names its product A kinase (PRKA) anchor protein 8-like (gene AKAP8L). The annotation marks the transcript as partial. Gene Ontology annotation, molecular function: DNA binding; protein kinase A regulatory subunit binding. NCBI's taxonomy places the organism in Eukaryota, Metazoa, Chordata, Aves, Cariamiformes, Cariamidae. The transcript has 8 exons. Gene Ontology annotation, cellular component: nuclear matrix; nucleus. The record is from RefSeq and is a predicted model, not a curated record.
GUUAUGGAGACUGGAAUUCCGGGACGAACAGAGGCAAGUUACGAGGGAUACGGUUACGGCUAUGGAUACGGCCAGGAUAAUUCGGGCAAUUAUGGAUACGGCAUGGCCGCCUCCAGCUCCUGGGAAAUGGGCAAUUCCGACGUUGACAUGAACCCUGACGGUUCGGGCGGCGGCAACGCCGACGCCGUCAUCACGAAAAUGAACCAGCGUUUAGACAUGGUAUCGCACAUGGAUACGGACACGAUGCAAGGAGGACACUACGGAUCUGGAGGAGACAGGUACGACUCCUACGAAUCCUACGACUCGAGGUCUUCGAUGAACGACCGCGACAUGUACCGAUCCGGCUACGAUUACAACGAGUCCGAACACGACAACGAUAACGCCUAUGAAGGUCACUACGAUAAUUUCUACGGGAAUCGCCGGGAUCAAUACCAGAACAGAGCACGGGACAACUUUGGUCAACGGGGUCAGAAUUGGGGUAGAGACGGACGCAAUAACAGACCCAUGGCCUCUUCCUAUCCCGGGCGCAUGGGCGGACAGUGGAACGAACCUCCGCAAUCGAUGGGAUCGCGAGGUCUCGGUCCCCACGGCUCCUCCAGGCUUCCUUCCCUCUUCUCCCACAACAUUAUCCCAGAACUCAGCAUGUUCCAAGGAAUGCGAGGUUUCUCGGGAAAUAUGCGUUACGGAGGAGGAAUGAUGAAACAACGAAUGAGGAGAAACUGGAAAAUGUGGGACUCGGAUUUUAAACCCCAGAAAAAGAAAAUCAAAAAAGAUCCCACCGCGAAGAAGCGGAAGCAAACAAACAGCUCCGAUGAACCCGACAGCAAGGCAGCAAAGACGGACGGCUCCGAUAACUCCGACUCGGACAACGAGGAGGGAACGGAAGGAGAAUCGGGAGAAAAAGAGGAGAAAGAGGGCUCCAGAGGUGAAGGAGAAGAUGAAGAAGGAAAAGAUUCGGAGAAAGGUGCUUUAACAAUUCAAGAAGAGAUCAGUCAAAUCAAACGCAAAUUGCAGGCGGGCAAGAAAACUCAAGAAAGGCAAAAGAAGAGGCAUCGGGAUCGCAUGGUAGAAAGGAUCCAGUUUGUUUGUUCGUUAUGCAAAUAUCGGACCUUCUACGAUGACGAGAUGAACAAUCACCUGGAGAGUAAAUUCCAUAAGGAACACUUCAAGUUUGUUGGAACCAAGUUGCCUCAACAAACGGCUGAUUUUCUCCAG